Molecule: messenger RNA, 921 nt
Organism: Closterium sp. NIES-65
Lineage: Eukaryota; Viridiplantae; Streptophyta; Zygnematophyceae; Desmidiales; Closteriaceae
Source: the annotation of a GenBank genome assembly
AUGGCGCUCCAUAUCCCCAACAGCAUCGCCUGGGCCGCUGCCGACAACCGCGCCUCCACCAUCCUCCUUGGUGCACUCCCCGACGCCCUCAUGCGCCGUUUCCAAGCCCGUGAAAUGCGAGCCUCCCUAAUCUGGGCUGAACUCCUGUCAAUGUUUGAGCGUCGCGACAUCAGCUCUGCCGGCGUUCUCCUCCAGGAGUACUUAUCCAUCACCCUCGCUACCUGUGACGGCGCAGUCGACUACGUCGCGCGCAUGCAGGAAGUCGCUGAUUGCCUUGCCGUCUGUCAGUGCGUCCUCCCUGAGCCGCUGCACAUCCACCGCCUGCUCUUCAACCUCACGCGGGACUAUGAGUCCCGUCUGCACGCCUUCACUGAGGCACACCCCCUUGCUGGCCUCGACCCGGUGGUCCAGUGGAUCAAUGAUACGGAGGUCAAGCUCCGCACUCCCAUUGUCAACCUCACCACCCCUCAGUCCUCCUCCCCCCUCUCCCUCAAUGCCACCCAGCCGCGCAACCCACGUGGCCGCAACGGCGGAGGAGGUGGUCGUGGAGGGGGCGGCGGUGGUGGUGGUGGCCGUGGUGGUGGUGGUGGUGGUGCUGGCAGUACCACUCCUGGAGGUCCCUUUGGUGCCGGUGGUGCUGUCGUUCGUGGUGGUCGCCCGGGGACUCUCCCCCCCUGCACGUACGUUCGCUGCCAUGGACCCAAUGCCGACACACCCUGUGUUCAGGCCAACCACCCUCCUACCACCUGCUUCAAGGCGCUCGAUGACGCCUGGUUUGACCGUGGCAACACUGGCACUCCCCCUUGCUGGGGCACUGUCACUCCUCGCCCCACCAUGGAGGACGUUCAGACUCUUCCCUCCUUCCUCCCUGCUCACCUCCGCCUGCUCACCCCCUCCCCCCUUCCCAGCUGUAGCAGGUAG